CGCCACCCCCCACCACGGGAGCGCGCACGCUCCUUUACCCUGCUCCGAAUGUUAUUUAUGGCAAGCGCGCUCCCGCGGACCGCACCGUUAUUAUUCGACGAGCGACUGACACCGAAACUACAAUGUCAAACAUUCUCGGGACACCGAGCGCUUCCGUGUUCGCGCGCGCAGGGAAGGAUCCGUCCUGAUUUCUUAGUAUACGCGCAAAACCUACCAACAAUCAGAUGAUAUUUCCGGAAGCUAAAGAUUGAGAUGAUGUAUCAUCUUUCAGACAAGGUGGAAGUGUGAGUGAGUCAGGGAGAGAUGGAGGUGAUUAGAAGAAAAGACUCCGACUCAAACGGCCUGUUCUCAGACAACUCGGACAAUGACCGUGAGCACUUGGGGGCAUGUGGGCAGACGACUGGAGUGUGUUUGUGUGAAAAUACCACCUUCUGUGAUCAGCACCCACAGGAGGACUCCAGUGUGAAGUGUGUCCAGUGCGGUAAGAACAGACCCAUGAUCACCAGAUACUCAGAGGGUUAUGGCACAGAGGAAGAGUGUGUCCAGCCUCAUCUUCAGGGAGACAGCGACGCAGACGCAGACAUCGAGGACACGGACAGCAGGCUCCAGAUUGUGGGUUCCCUCCAGCGAAUCAGCUCCCGGAAGAGAAAGCGUCAGCGAAUCACACGGCAGGACACAACCGAGAGCGAAGACGAUGGUGGGCAGAGCCACAGGACGCACCGCUGGAGUCUACGGCUCAGUCCUCAUCGCGCGCAUAACAGGACCAUACUGGAGGAGAGCAUUUCUCAGGUGCGGCCGCUGGUAAUCUGCCGCUGUGCAGCGCGAGAGACUCAAACCGUCACGGAUGACAAACCCGACAGUGGAAAAUGGACCCUGACAGUGUUUCCCGUCCCUCUUUCUCUCCCUGUGUCCUGUUAUCUGCUCAUCGUCCCUCUCUCUGUAUCCAUCAUCAUCGUUCUCAUGUCAUUCCUCCUACCGCUUACAGAUACUUGACAUUGCCUUAAAAUAUCACUGUAUAACCCUCUUCACCAUAUGAAUCAAUUCAUUUCUUUUUAGUUGUGUCUACAUGUACAGUAUAUUAGACCCUUUUAUACAUUGUGAUCUAUAGAAGCUUGAAAAAUGCUUUGGUAAAUAAUUAUGAGAUAAAAAGUCAUAAUUGUGACACACCAAGUCAUAAUUAUGAUAUAAGAAGUCAAAAUAAUUAUAUACUAAAUCACAUUUAUGAGAUAAAAGUGGGAAAUUAUGACACUAUGUCAUAAUUAUGAGAUAAAAAACACGUGACACUCUAAUUAAUAAUUAUGAGACAGUUGA
This is a messenger RNA of Cyprinus carpio (common carp), 1311 nucleotides long. RefSeq lists its product as uncharacterized. Lineage: Eukaryota; Metazoa; Chordata; Actinopteri; Cypriniformes; Cyprinidae. The record is from RefSeq and is a predicted model, not a curated record.